Vitis vinifera (wine grape) is the source of this 766-nucleotide messenger RNA. RefSeq names its product glycine-rich RNA-binding protein 3, mitochondrial. NCBI's taxonomy places the organism in Eukaryota, Viridiplantae, Streptophyta, Magnoliopsida, Vitales, Vitaceae. The record is from RefSeq and is a predicted model, not a curated record. The coding region runs from base 76 to 513 and encodes 145 amino acids. The transcript is spliced from 3 exons. Gene Ontology annotation, molecular function: RNA binding.
UGGGUUUUGGAGGCUUUCAUACUUGGUUGAAAGGGUGCUUUUGGUUCGUGUAAUUUCUGUAAAUUAGGGUUUGGAAUGGCCCUGUUUGGGUGGUCUCCAUCGUCGUUCUCAUUGCUUCAAUCCCAUAAACAUUCUUCUAAAACCCUAAUUACAGUUUCAACAACCACCAAUCGCAAAAUCCAUCCAGUUUCAAUCUCGUCUGCGUCGCCCGGUCUCCGUUAUCCAUGUCUCCGGUGCUGCGCAACUGACGAUGAAUCUUCUUCAACAAGAAUCUUUAUAAAAGGACUGCCACAAUCCACCUGUGAGGGAAGUCUGAAGAAGGCAUUUUCACAGUUUGGGGAAGUCAGCAAAGUGAGAAUCAAGAGAAAUAAAAUUUCUUCUCAACCUUUGGGAUUUGCAUUUGCUUGGUUUACAACUGAAGAAUCUGCUCAAUUGGCUGUGAAAAUGAUGGAUGGAAAGGCAUGCAUCUUUGAUAAUAUUUUGUGUUUCGCACUAAAUUUUUUGAGGCAAUAAAGCCCUUUUCAUCAAUUAAAAAUUGGUUUCCUGUUCAGUUUUUUCAUGGCAGGUUUGUAUUUGUUAAAAUUGCUAAGCCUGGACCUUCCAAAAGGCAUGUGAAGGCAGCACCAUACAAGUUCUAAUGUAAGGAUCUUCCAAAAUUCUCUCUCCUUUCAAUGUGUUCAGAAGUAACUCCCAGAAAGAUUAGCUUCUCAUUAGAUUAUCUGAAUUGCUUAUUCAACAACAAAAUUCAUAAAUGUCUUUUAUUUUG